UCCAAUAUGGCGGACACUCAAGGCUCUUCACAGGCUGGAAGAGAUAAUAAAGGAGAAAUUCAGCCACAGAAGUCGUCAGGUACCACAGAAGGAAGAGAAGCUGGUCCCGAUAGUGGGCAAUUAAAAAGUCAGCCACAGGGAAAGGGGAGCAAACAACAAAAAAGUGGUAAGAAACAACAAAAACAACCAAAACAAAAGCAGCAGCAGCAACAACAACAACAACAACAGCAGCCUCAACAACAACAAAAACCAGGGGCACAGCCCAGUGCAGGGAAGGUUGAUAAACAAGUAACUGGCAAGGAUGAGAAGCCAGCCACUCCAGGAGGCGAGGCAAGUGAACAGCCACAGAAGACCAAAGCUGAAUUAAAAGCUGAGAGGAGAGCUGUUCAGGAAGCACAACGAGCAGCAAAGGCUCAAAAACAAGCAGAAGCUGGAAUAAAACACAAGACUAGCACUGAUGGUACUAAUCGGGUGAAAGUGGCGCAUGAUCUUCAAGCUGAUGAUGAGAAGGUUCAAAAGAAAGUGGCCAAGAAAUUGGCGAGACAGCAGGUUCCCCAGCGUACAACACCUCAGAAGAAAGUUGGUUUAUUUUCCCAUCUGCAUCAAUAUGAAAAGGACUUGUCUUUGACACAAGAAAUAAGUUUUGGUGGCUCAGGGAGCACCCCUAUCCACCCAGCUGUAAUUAAACUUGGUGUGCAGUAUGCCAAAGGAAUAAUAUGUGGAUCAAAUGCAAGAUGUGUGGCUUUACUUCUGGCUCUCAAAAAGUUAAUUGCUGACUACAUCACUCCCCCUCAAAAAGAGCUCUGUAGGGACCUGGAUGCAAAAAUUAAACCAAAUAUAAGUUUCUUGACACAGUGCCGACCUCUGUCAGUCAGCAUGGGCAACGCUAUCAAAUAUCUGAAGCUACAGAUCACUCACACUCCACCAGACAUGGCAGAAGAUCAGGCAAAGAAGAAUCUUAUUGAGAGUAUUGAUAAAUUUAUUCAAGAAAGGAUUGUUUUAGCUGGUGUAGCCAUCUCUGAGUCAUAUGCAAGAACCAAGAUCAAUGACGGUGAUGUGAUACUCACAUAUGCCUGUUCCUCGUUGGUGUUAAAGAUUUUAAAGGAUGCACAUGGUGCUGGAAAAAAAUUCCGAGUGGUGGUUGUUGAUUCGAGACCAAAAUUUGAAGGACGAGAAUGUCUAAGGAGGUUGGUGAAAGAAGGAAUCAGAUGCUCAUACGUGUUGAUCAGUGCUAUAUCCUACGUUAUCAAAGAGGUGUCAAAAGUAUUUCUUGGUGCCCAUGCCCUACUCGCCAACGGCUACGUCAAGUCGCGUGUUGGGUCUUCCAUGGUGGCGAUGAUGGCCCAGGCCUCUAACGUCCCUGUGCUGGUUUGCUGCGAGACGUACAAAUUCUGUGAUAAAGUUCAAACAGAUUCCUUUGUAUCCAACGAGCUUAGUGACCCGGAUGAUUUAGUCCCUUUAGACAGAGAAAGCCCGGAUGUACUAUCUGAUUGGCGAGAUGUCAACUCCCUUCACCUUUUAAACUUAGUCUACGACGUCACUCCACCUCACUUUGUUUCCAUGGUGAUCACUGAAGUAGGAAUGAUUCCUUGCACGUCUGUGCCAGUCGUUCUUAGAGUCCAGAAUCCAGAGCAAUAGUAGGACACUUUGUGUUAUUUAAAUGAGGAAAAUUACAUACUUGAAUUCGAGCGCGAGAGUUGUCGAGGACUCGGGUUUUCUCGGGAAAGUUACCAACUAAUGGAACACAGCUAGAGGGUUAUGCUGUCUUAUGAUUGGUUGACUGUACUCGGGAAUCUUCGGCUCUACUUCGGAGACUCAAGUCUGUGGUACAUAUUGUCAGCAUCAACUGUUCUUUUGAACGUAAGCAUGGUAAAAUCUAAUAGGAUUAGACCCUUACCAUGCUAGACUAGACGAAUAUUGGAUCCCGUAAUUAACCAUAAAAAAAAUCAAAAGCACAAGUCAGGACUGUUUAGAUUUAAUCCCUUCAAGAUACAAAAAUUCUAGCAUCUGUCGAUUUAAAUGUGCAUGGAAAAUACUUGCAGCCCGAACAAAUAUACAAGCAAAUAAACAGCA
This is a messenger RNA of Stylophora pistillata, 2073 nucleotides long. RefSeq names its product translation initiation factor eIF2B subunit delta. NCBI's taxonomy places the organism in Eukaryota, Metazoa, Cnidaria, Anthozoa, Scleractinia, Pocilloporidae. The record is from RefSeq and is a predicted model, not a curated record.